Molecule: messenger RNA, 1699 nt
Organism: Neocloeon triangulifer
Lineage: Eukaryota; Metazoa; Arthropoda; Insecta; Ephemeroptera; Baetidae
Product: phenoloxidase-activating factor 2-like
Exons: 6
Coding region: 77-1273 (398 amino acids)
Biological process (GO): proteolysis
Molecular function (GO): serine-type endopeptidase activity
Source: RefSeq, a predicted model, not a curated record
UGGUUUGACAGCUCUGAAUUAAUUUGUUUGUUUGCUUUGGCCAGACCUCGCUGCCGUUUGCUCAUUUCAAAGCGAAAUGAAAAGCGCGAUCGUUUUUCUUCUGCUGCCUUUGAUUGGCGUUUGCGACGAACUGAAAAAUGCCUCGUCCACCUCGUACGAAGGGAUAGUUUUUCAAAACAAAGAUGACCUUUACGGUAGUUCGGCGCAGAGACCGCCGACCCAGUCAAUAACCUUAAAGCCCACAAUCGUCUCGACAACUCCAGUCCUGGAAAUGCAAAGCAACACAACCGCUGAUAGAAUUGCAGCUGCUGGAGCGUCUUCUGAUGAGGGGCGAAAUUGCAACUGCGUCCGGGUGGACCAGUGUCCUCUGAUCGGAAUGCGAAUCGUGACGCCGGAAGGAAGUUGCUCGGAAAAGAACCACAUCCUGUGCUGCUUCGCCCCCCAAAAGAAUCCAGCCCCGACCUGCGGAAUCAGACCCAACAUCACCGAAACCAACAAUGCGCUCAAACCAGGCCAAGCGCCAUUCGGACACCACCCUUGGACGGUGGCAAUCCUGGACGCGGCGACAAACUUGUACAUCGGCGGAGGCGUUUUGCUCAACAACCUGCACAUUUUAACUGCGGCCCACAUUCUCAACGACACCUACAAGUCGAAUCCGGAGGGGCUGAAGGUGCGGCUGGGCGAGUGGGACGCGUCCGUGAAACACGAGCCGUACCGCCACCUCGACUUCAACGUGACCGAGGUCAUCGUCCACCCCGACUUCAAUCCGAAGAACCUCAAGGGCGACCUCGCCGUCCUGACCUUGGAGGAGGUCGUCGCCCUGCAGCGGAAUCCGCACAUCGCCGCCGUCUGCCUGCCUGGAGGAGACGCGAAUUUCGUUGGCCAAAGGUGCUGGGUGUCCGGAUGGGGCAAAAACGCGUUCCAAGGAGGAUCGCUGCAGGAAAUCAUGAAGCACGUGGACGUGCCGGUGGUCGCGUCGGACGAGUGCGAGAAAAGACUGAGGGACACCAAGUUGAGUCAGUACUUCCAGCUGGACAGGAGGAGCUUCCUUUGCGCCGGAGGAGAGCCGGAAAAGGACGCUUGCACGGGCGACGGCGGAUCCCCCCUGGUCUGCGAAAGCACGGAGAGGCCAGGUCAGUUCUACCUGGCCGGACUGGUGGCCUGGGGAAUCGGAUGCGCCACGCCCGAGGUGCCCGGAGUUUACGUCAACGUCGCUGGCCACGCCGAGUGGAUUUCCGAAAUCACUGCCAACUUCAAAGGACUCGCUUAUUGAAACGUUCUUUUGAUAAUGAUCGAUUUUUAUUCGUCUCCACUGGCCUCUUAUGACAAAUUCCACAUGUAAAUGCUGCACAUUUCACAACUUAUGCUACUAUUAGCCAAGCCAUUAUAUUUGUGUGCAAAUUAUAUAAUUUUUCUAAUUCUUGUAAGGAUUCCUUCCGUAAUGGUCUAAUCAGUAGUUUCUGCACUAUUUAUCACAGUUUUAACUUAAUUAUUCAAGCACAACGGAAAUAUUUUCUCUACUGUUAAUUUUAUAAAGUGUCCGAGCUUGUGUCAAAAUAAAUACUGUUAUUGAGAAAAAGGUUUAAAUUAUUAUCAAGUCUUGAAUAAAAAUUAGAAAUACUAGAAGCCGUUUGAUAAAAAUUUGUUUCAAUCUAAACUGUUAACAGACUCAUCUUGAAUGUAUAAUAAAUAAAGAUCU